GCGUCCACUUCCCAGAGUCCCUGCAGCCAAAACUUCUCUUUUACCCCCCCAAACCACAGGACCGAAUAAUCCCGGCUCCAUACUCCAUCAUGGGUUCCCAGAAGAAGAACCUCAAGGCGACCAAGAAGUUUGAAAAGAACAAGCUUAAGGGUGUCUUGGACAAGAGGAAGGAGACGGCAAAGAUCAAGCAGCGCCACCAGGUCAAGGCCAAGAAGGCGACCAAGAAGACCAAGGAUUCCGAAUUCUUCAAGAAUGACGAGGCCGCUGCCAAGGCAAAGGCCAAUGGCCACAAGAAGGACACCAAAGUCAGCGCCAUGAGUGUCGACGACUUCUUCCAGGGCGGCUUCGAGGAAAUCAUCGAUAAGAAGGACAAGAAUGCGACAAAGAAGCUCGGCAAGAGGAAGCGCGAUGGGCCCGCCAAGCAGUCAGAGGAAGAGGACUCUGAGGAGGAGGGCAGCGGCUCGGAAUUCUCCGUCGAGGAGGAGCCCAUUGGAAGCGACAGCGAAGACGGCGAGGGCGAUGAGGACGACGAGAACCUCGGCAUGACCAAGGAAGCCAUGGACAAGCUCGCCCAGAACGAUCCCGAAUUCUACAAGUUCCUUAAGGAAAACGACCCGGAGGCCCUCGACUUUGACGAGAACGCAGAUCUUGCUGAAGUGGACGAGCUCAGCGCCGGCAGCGAUCAGUCCGAUGAUGACGAGGAGGAACAACCGAAGAAGAAGCGCAAGAAGGCUUCCAAGAAGGCCGAGGUUGAGGAGGUCGUCGCCGCGGACAAUGAGCUGACGCGCGAGAUGGUGGGCAAGUGGAAGAAGCUUCUCGCUGAGAAGCAGAGCUUGCGUGCUGCACGUCAGGUUGUCCUGGCUUUCCGCUGCGCCGCCCAUCUCAAUGAGGACGACGCCGACGACUCGACCCCACAGAGAUACACCAUCUCCAGCCCCGAGGUCUUCCACGACAUCUUGAUUGUUGCCUUGAAGCAAAUACCCGAGAUCAUCUCGCACCACUUGCCCAUCAAGGAGUCUGCGUCUGGCAAGAUCUACGUGCCUACCGAUUCGAAAAAGUUCCACACCCUGUCCAUCAUGAUCAAGACCUUCACUGCGUCCAUCAUCCACCUUCUCGGCACACUGUCCGACGAUGCUACUCUCAAGCUCACCAUUGGCUCAUUAGAGCCCCUCGUCCCCUACCUCAUGUCCUUCCGCAAGCUUCUCAAGGCUCUCAUCAAGACUGUUGUCAACUACUGGGCCAGACCAGCCAGCUCAGAAACGACAAAGAUCACUUCCUUCCUGGUCCUCCGGAAACUCGUCGUUAUCGGUGACAAGGGCCUUCGCGAGACCGUUCUCAAGACGGUGUACCAGGGACUCGUCUCCGGUUGCAGGACAACAAAUGCCAACACCAUCCAGGGCAUCAACCUGUUGAAGAACUCCGCUGCCGAGCUUUGGGGCAUUGACCAAAACAAGGAGAAAGACGCCCAUAAGAUCAUCUACAACUGGCAAUACACCCACUCGCUCGACUUCUGGUCAUGCGUGCUUGCCGAGCACUGCAGCCCCCUGAAGGAGGCGGAGACUGGCAAGGAGGGACAGCUCAAGCUUCUGAUUUACCCCCUUGUGCAAGUUACUCUGGGUGCGAUGCGCCUUAUCCCCUCGCCGACUUUCUUCCCCUUGCGGUUCCACCUCAUCCGCUCCAUCCUUCGUCUCUCCCGCGCGACCAACACCUACAUUCCCCUCGCUUCAGCUCUGAUUGAGGUUCUCGAGUCUGCCGACAUGAGAAGGUUUCCCAAGGCCUCGUCCAUCAAACCCCUCGAUUUCCACGUUGCCUACAAGGCACCCAAGUCAUACCUCCGCACGCGUGUCUACCAGGAUGGUGUCGCCGAGCAGGUCGUUGAGCUUUUGAGCGAAUACUUUACCAUCUGGUGCAAGAACAUUGCCUUCCCCGAGUUCACCCUUCCCGUUCUCAUUCAGCUGAAGCGCUGGCUCAAGGGAGCGCGCAAGAUUAAGACGGGCAACAAGAACAACAAGGUCAUUUCGCAGAUUGUGCUGCUGGUGCAGAAGCUCGAGACCAACGCCAAGUUCAUUGAGGAGAAGCGUGCCAAGGUGGAGUUCGCACCUAAGGAUCGCGCGCAGGUGGAUGCCUUCCUCCGCGACUUUGAGUGGGAGAAGACGCCCCUCGGCGCAUACGUUGUCGUGCAGCGCAAGAUUAGAGAGCAGAAGGCCAAGGCGCUCGAGGACGCGAGGAAAGAGGACGAGAAGAAGCGUAAGCAGGAGGAGAAGGAUGCGGUUGCGGAGAAUGCCGCAGACGACGAUUCUGAGGAGGAAUAUGCCGACGAGUUGAUGGACGACGAGGCCGAGGAUGACGAUGAGGUUGACGAGGAUGAGGAGGAGGACGAAGAUGACGAUAUGGAAGACGACGAGUAG
Messenger RNA from Colletotrichum scovillei, 2408 nucleotides. RefSeq names its product Noc2p family protein. Lineage: Eukaryota; Fungi; Ascomycota; Sordariomycetes; Glomerellales; Glomerellaceae. The transcript is spliced from 2 exons. Gene Ontology annotation, biological process: ribosomal large subunit biogenesis. The coding region runs from base 90 to 2408 and encodes 772 amino acids. Gene Ontology annotation, cellular component: nucleolus; nucleoplasm; Noc1p-Noc2p complex. The record is from RefSeq and is a predicted model, not a curated record.